Molecule: messenger RNA, 1692 nt
Organism: Colletotrichum truncatum
Lineage: Eukaryota; Fungi; Ascomycota; Sordariomycetes; Glomerellales; Glomerellaceae
Biological process (GO): adenylate cyclase-activating G protein-coupled receptor signaling pathway
Cellular component (GO): plasma membrane
Molecular function (GO): G protein-coupled receptor activity
Source: RefSeq, a predicted model, not a curated record
AUGAAUGAGUCGGUAGAUCGUUACGACUCGGAUAAUUCUCCAUACUCGAUCCGCCCGCUGCCUCCGGUCCUCAGCCAUGGACUCGCGGCUGUGGCGACGAUGGGGUUCCUGUCUUUCUUCACCAGCCUCGGCUUGCUUACGUUUUUGACGUAUAAGUUGGUAUCUUGGCACAAUGGGCCACCAAACCCAACGAAAAGGGACCCCAUGGACAAGGUCGAGUCUCCCGCGCCGACGGACACAGCUUUUAUAAUACCAGAUGAGUGGAUGUCGCCUCAAGAACCUGAAAAGCCUACAAAAGAGACAUGGCUUCAAAAGGCGAUUAGCGAACCGCCAAACCAGUUUUUGGUACUCGUUUUCAACCUACUACUUGCCGAUAUCCAGCAGGCGCUGGCGUUUCUGCUCAACGUUGAGUGGCUAACCAGGAACGCCAUCGAUGUCGGCUCCAGAACCUGUUGGACACAAGGAUGGUUUGUCUCGACUGGCGAUUUGGCGUCCUCCGUAUUUAUCACAGGCGUCGCUAUUCACACAUACAUGUCGAUUGUGAAAUUGAAGCAGAUGCCCACGUGGGCGUUCCAUACUGCAAUUCUCAUGAUGUGGGGAUUCGUUUACGGAACCGGGAUUCUCGGGGUCAUUGUAACAAAAAAUGGGAAGAACGAUGGCGGUCUCUAUGUUAGAGCUGGUGCAUGGUGUUGGAUCAACUCCAAGUACCAGGAUAUCCGUUUUACCCUGCACUAUCUGUGGAUUUUCAUUUCCUUGAUCGUCACAACUAUAAUUUAUUUGAUAAUAUUCUUACACCUACAGAAGAUUGCGCGGAAGAGCGGUGGAGUAGUUCCGUGUUGUGGUUCUCCUGCUCCAGAGCUAACUUGCAGUUCAUCUUCACGGGGAUGUUCAUCCAAAGGUGCUGGAUCGAUUUCCGGGAGCGCAUCUUCAUGCAAGAGCGGUAGCAGUUCUUGUAGCAGCCAAAGCAAAUCCACAAAGCAACCUAGGUUCGUGAACUUUACGACGAUUCUUCGACGGGUACCAGGAAUACCUGACUACGCUCGACACCACACCUUCCUACUUUAUCCCUUAGUGUAUGUUGUUUGCACAACGCCUCUGGCGGCUGGCCGCCUUUCUUCCAUGGCCGGCCAUGAGGUAUCACUGGGAUACUUCUGCUUUGCUGGUGCAAUGAUAGCCUGCAAUGGUUGGCUAGACGUGGUUCUCUACUCUUCAACGCGACGAUCUAUUGUUUUCUCAGGCGACAAACCUCCGUCACAAGACGUUGGGUUGGAGACUUUUGCUUUCAUGUGUCCCCAACCACAAAAAUUCGGCAACACCACAACCGUGGUCGGAGGAGUUAGCCGUCCAGACCGGAGUCGUUACAGCAGAUGGAGCGAGAAGCUUGCUCGAAAGGGACUCAAUCGUGGGAGCUUAAAGGAGCUUAGAAACAAUGGAAAUAUGAGAAGCAGUAGCACGAGGGCAUUCGAAAACACAGAGAGCUCCGUGUUGGGGAUGACGAUUCAGUGUGAAACAGUCACAACCGUCUCAGUUGAGGUCAAUACCAGACCGAUGGUAACACGACCCAAGUUGGCGGCGGUGGGAAGGAAACAAAGCGAUGCGGGUUCUUUUAGUGGAGUAUCUUCAUCUUCUUCAAGAUUAUCGGGUAUCACGUCAGACUCAGUUAUGGAGUCAGACACGUUCACUGGAGCAUAG